AUGGGUGCCGUAGUAUCCUGCAUCAAGUCCGUCUUCCAGUCGAUAGGCGCCUGCCUCAUGGCCGUCGUCAACGCCAUCGGCUCCAUCUUCCACGCCAUCAUCAACGGCAUCGUCUCCGUCUUCAACAUCAUCAUCUCUUGCCUCACAUGCGGCCGGGCGGGGCGGAGGAGAGGGACGACGAGUAGAGUCUAG
Coniosporium apollinis CBS 100218 is the source of this 192-nucleotide messenger RNA. RefSeq lists its product as uncharacterized. The transcript is spliced from 2 exons. NCBI's taxonomy places the organism in Eukaryota, Fungi, Ascomycota, Dothideomycetes. The record is from RefSeq and is a predicted model, not a curated record. The coding region runs from base 1 to 192 and encodes 63 amino acids.